AUGAAUGAAGAUAUAAUUAAAAAUAUAAAAUUAAAUAAUAAUUUUUUAGAAUUCGAAGAAAUUAUAAAAGAUAUAAAUACACCAUUUAAUUUUAUUGAUUUAGUUGAAAUUCCGUGUAUACCCAUAGUUGAUUUAUAUGGUUUGUCACUGUUGAAUAAUGAAGCUUAUUUAGAAUAUAAAAGUGGUUUGAGAGAAGAUAAGAUAAAUGCAGACGAUGAAAUCAAAUUAACCUUAUUUUUUGCUGUAAAAUUAUAUAAAAAAAAUAUAAUACGAAUUAAAUUUCCUUCUUAUUAUGAUAUUAUUGAAACCUUAAAAUUUGAUCCAGUAUCCGUAACAAUUGGUUUAUUUAAUCAAUUUUAUUUUGAGACAGCAUAUGAGUUAUGUAAUUUGUUACCAGUUAAUGAAUGGCCAUCAGCAAAUUUUUACAACAUAUUAAGAAAAGCAGAAAAAACAAGAAUACAUUUUCUUAUUAAUAACAAAACAAAAUUGAAUUCUUAUUUUUUAGAAGGUUUAACAAAUAAAGAAAAAAAAAUUUACAAAUAUUUUCUUGAAGGUACAUCUAAAGAAAGGGAAAUGUUAAAUAAAGAAACUACUUUAUUUUAUUUUUAUGAAAAAGAAAAAUGUUAA
Messenger RNA from Plasmodium gallinaceum, 627 nucleotides. RefSeq names its product GINS complex subunit Psf3, putative. Gene Ontology annotation, biological process: mitotic DNA replication initiation. The record is from RefSeq and is a predicted model, not a curated record. The transcript has a single exon. Bases 1 to 627 code for a protein of 208 amino acids. Lineage: Eukaryota; Apicomplexa; Aconoidasida; Haemosporida; Plasmodiidae. Gene Ontology annotation, cellular component: GINS complex.